This is a messenger RNA of Diachasma alloeum, 2911 nucleotides long. It is a transcript of the gene Rab11, whose product is annotated as ras-related protein Rab-11A. The transcript has 5 exons. The record is from RefSeq and is a predicted model, not a curated record. Lineage: Eukaryota; Metazoa; Arthropoda; Insecta; Hymenoptera; Braconidae. Gene Ontology annotation, molecular function: GTPase activity; GTP binding. Gene Ontology annotation, cellular component: recycling endosome. Gene Ontology annotation, biological process: exocytosis. The coding region runs from base 537 to 1184 and encodes 215 amino acids.
CUGCUGGGAGAGGGGCGUAGAAAGGAGGCCAUAUUGUACAGUUAAAUUGAAAGAAAAGCAAAAAAACAAUUUAUUGUAUUGCAAUCGUGAUACUCGUGUAAAAUCACUGUAACCCACGGUAUUAAAUACCGAUACGUGCAUGUGUACGUUAUUUUUGUAACAUCAAAUAUCCGUUGCUAUCAAUCCCGCACUUCCAAAAAAAAAAUAAUAAUUCAGUGAAGGAACAAAGUGUUUGUAGACCCCGAAGAAAGAAGACAGAGACAGAAAUAUCGAAAGAAAGAGGAAAAAAAAUCUCGGAGCGGACGUUGGUGUUGGAGAAGUUGACAAGGAGAGAAAGAGAGGAAUAGUCGAGGAAAAUAAGGGGAGUGAGACCGACACCGAGUGCCCAAAACGUUUUCUUUCUCGUUCACAAGACCACAGUACUUAAUUGUACAUAAAUACGUGAUUACACUGAGUUUGCACGCUAAAAGUUAAAAUCCGGUCAUUUUUUUUUGGUUCGUCAUCAGUCGAGAGCUUGUUUUCAUCAGUGACAAGAGAUGGGCACUCGAGACGAUGAGUACGAUUAUUUAUUUAAAGUGGUCCUCAUUGGAGACUCCGGUGUAGGUAAGAGUAAUCUCCUGUCGAGAUUCACUCGUAAUGAAUUCAAUUUGGAGUCCAAGUCUACCAUUGGCGUGGAGUUUGCAACACGCAGUAUACAGGUAGAUGGAAAGACAAUUAAGGCCCAAAUAUGGGAUACUGCUGGACAAGAACGUUAUCGAGCUAUUACCUCUGCAUAUUAUCGAGGAGCUGUUGGUGCACUCUUGGUCUACGACAUAGCAAAACACUUGACGUAUGAGAAUGUAGAGCGAUGGCUGAGGGAAUUGCGAGAUCAUGCUGAUCAGAAUAUUGUUAUCAUGCUUGUCGGUAACAAGUCCGACUUGAGGCAUCUACGUGCAGUGCCAACUGACGAGGCCAAAGCAUUCGCCGAAAAGAAUGGCCUCUCCUUCAUUGAGACAUCGGCACUUGACUCCACCAACGUUGAGACGGCCUUCCAAAAUAUACUAACCGAGAUUUACAGAAUCGUAUCGCAGAAACAGAUAAGGGACCCACCGGAGGGCGAUACAAUCAGGGCACAAAAUGUUGAACCCAUCGAUGUUAAACCAACAAUGAGCUCCGAUGGAAUGCGCAAGCAAUGCUGCCAGUGACUCGCCGCACUGCUUACCACAAGCAGUAAAAUGGGGGGAGAUUGCAAGAAAGUGAUGGCUGGUGAUAGAUACUGCAGGUGCGUAACAGUACGAGAACUAAGACUAUGUGUGCGGGCCUGUACUCUCGUAUACUAGGAGGAUUCAGUUUUAUUUUUGUUUAAUUAAAUAAUUUUUCUUCGCCUGAAUUUCAAACAUCCGGGGGAUGGCUGCGGACUUGUCGAUGAAAUGAGGACACGAAAUACCCAAGUUAAAAAAAAAGAAAACCAAAAGUAAAUAAAAUCAUUAAAUUCAUGGACACAUUCCCAAAAAUCAUGCAAACGAACUAAUGCAUAAGUCGACAUCUUGAGUAAAACAGAAUAAUAAAACGAUCCCAGAAGAUCACUUGUUAACACGUACUUUCAUCCAGUGUCCAUAGAGAUAUUAAUGAUUAAAAAUGUUUUUAAUACCCUCGCAUUCUCCCCAGAACUCUCAACAUUCUGUACAUGAAUAUGUACACGAGAAAUUAAAUCACGUAUACAUACUUCAUGCAUGCAGACUCACACACAUAGAACACAGCAAGCGUACACGACAUCAACAUGAAGGAUGAGAGACAAAAAAUUGAAAAAAAAAAUUGAUAAAAAUAAACACUGAAAAUACACAAACACAUGAAUAUAUUACGUUAUGGUAAUUAAAUGUUGUAUUACCGCUUCUUUGUAAUACAUAUACAAUUAUUCUUCUCUACGCAUAGUGUGACCGUGACUUAUAUAAGCGAAUUUGUAAUAAUAUAUUUACGGAAUUAAAAGAAAACAAAAUUGGAAUAAUAAAAAAUGGGGGGGCGUCAACAGAAAGUGCAUGAAGCAAAGGAGUAAUAGCAGUGGAGGGGGAUAAUACUGAAAUACGAAGAAAUAAUUGAAGUAAUAAAUGUGUAUAUUGCAGGAAGUAAUAGAAAACAAACGAAGAGGGUUUGAGAAAUGGUAAAUUUCAUUGAUUAAAUAAACUCUGAAUAACAAGAACAAAAAAACCCGACCGUGUUGCUCAUUGUCCGUCGCGCUCUCACGUAGUUUGUUUUUAAAAAAAUUAAGAAAAUGGAAAAAAAACAUUAAAGAUACUUCGUAUAUGUUAUAGGCACCAUGCUAUCGUGCUUUUGAAUCACAUUGUUUUUAUUACGAGAGGCUUUUCUUGUCAAGAGCUGUGCGAAGGAGUCACGAGUAUGGAAAAGAUAAAAUUAAUAAUAAAUGAUGAAAAAAUAAAAUAUAUUAAUAGUUCUUUAACAAUUUGUCCUUAACGAAAAAAAAUGGUGAAACAAACCAGUGGCCACAGGGGAUAUUAUUUUGAUUACAAAAUUAUUUUCACUUUAUUAACAAAAUUGGAUGAUUGAGGAGGAAAAUUUAUCAUUAAUUAAUCUUAAGAAAUUGAAAUUAACUGAAUUAACAGAGUUAGGCAUCGACAGUCUUAAUGGAAUUUGUGAAUGAAUUAUUUAGCUUCCGAACAGUGCGCGAGAGAUUACAAUAUGAGAGUUCAUAAGUAGGAUAAUACUUCGGGAAAUCAAACCACAUGGAGUGUUAACGAGAAAAAUUCAAGAUAAAUUCAAUACCACAUUAUGCGUAAUCCUCUAACUUGUAUCUAAUCCAUCAUUAUAAUUUCUUUAUAGUCUUCGAGGAUGAAAUAUUUUUUCUUUCUGUAAUACGUACGAUAGAGUAGAUGGAGGAGACUGUGGCUAUAAACGAAAGAAAAGAAGAUAUUGAACA